AUGGAGGCCGCCAGCCGGGGGUCUGGAGGCAGCGGGGCUGCUCUCACAGGCUGGCGGAGCCUCCCCAAACGCCAGGGCUUCGGCUCCGGGCAGCUGGCGGAUCAGCGCUACCCCCGCUGCCACCAAGCUCGCUCCUUUCUCUGCGAGCUCUCCGGCGGGGUCACCUGGCGGAAGCUGGCAGAGCGUACGGAGGCGAGCGUGCAGGUGUCCGAGUUCAACGUCAGCUGCAAAGGUGCUGGGGAGAAGCUGGUCCUGUCUGAGCUCCUGCAGCCCAUCCGCCCCAAAUCCGCCCUGAGCAGCGUGAAGAAAGAGCUGACCAGAGCGAAGCAGAAGAAGGCCGUGGAGCUGCCGCUCAGCAAAGAGGAGGCAAAGCGGGUCGUGAGGGAAGCUGCCUACGUCAGGACCUCUAAAGACGUGGGCAAAUGGCAGCAGGUGGUUUUGCAGAACCGACGGGCGGAGCAGCUGGUUUUCCCUCUGAAGCAGGAGAUUGCGACAGUCGUCCCGCUGGAGCAAAUGGCUUCGGCGUGGAAGGCCCGAACUCCUCUAGAGCAGGAGAUCUUUGGACUGCUCCACAAGACGCAGCAGCCCAUCACAGACCCGCUCCUGACGCCGGAGGAGGCGGCCUCGCUGCAGGCCAUGAGCUUGGAGGAGGCCCGGCAGCGGCGGGCAGAGCUACAGAAGGCUCGGGCCGUGCAGUCCUACUACGAAGCCAAGGCUCGGCGAGAGAAGAAGAUCAAGAGCAAGAAGUACCAUCGCGUGCUGAAAAAAAGCAAGAGACGCAAGGCCUUAAAGGAGUUUGAGCUGCUGCACAAGUCGGACCCUGAGGCCGCCUUGGCAAAGCUGGAGGAGCUGGAGCAGCUCAGGAUGCAGGAGCGGAUGAGUCUCAAGCACCAGAACAAGGGAAAAUGGGCCCGCUCCAGGGCCAUUAUGGCUAAGUAUGACCUGGAGGCCCGCAAGGCCAUGCAGGAGCAGCUGGCCAGGAACAAGGAGUUGACGCAGAAGGUGCGGGUGGAGCUGCCUGAGGAGGAGCCGGGCGACGCGCCUGAGGAGGACCUCGCGUCGGUGACCCUCCCCACCAUCCCUGCGGGUGCCAGCGGAGCUAAUCCCUGGAUGCUGGGCAAGCCCAGCGGCCCAGCCGAGGAGCCUGAGGUGCAGGAGAGUCUUGGAGACAUUGCAGUGCCUGGUGCUGCGGAGAGCAAGGAGGAGAUGGAGGAGGAGGAGGUGUCGGAGGAGGAGGUGUCGGAGGAGGAAGCUCUGCUACAAGACUUUGCCCAGAAACGGCACAUGCGGCAGCAGCGGGCAGGGAGCCCCGAGGGACAAGGUGAGGAGCUCGCAGUGUUGCCCCAACGCGUAGGUGCUGAUGAGACGGAGGCAGCUUCUGAACUGGCGGGGAACAGCCCCAUCCACCCCAUCUGUGCCGAGGAGCAGGCGAGCACAGGGCUCGAGCAGCCUCCCCAGGCCCAGGAAGAGGUCCUGCUGUCGGAGCAGCUGGGCCGGGUGCGGACGAUGGAGGAUGUCGAGACUCUGGCCUCAGAGGAGCACGUGGAGGAGCAGGAGCAGCUAGCAGCCGCAAGAGCCGAGAAGCCAGCGGCCGCAAGAGCAGAGAAGCGAGUGCAGCAGCAGGAGGGAGGCGGAGCUGGGGACAGGCGUGCCAAGAAGCUACCAGCCAAGAAGAAGAAAAAGAUGAUCAGCCUGCAGGCCGUGCUAGCCGGGAAGUCUCAGGAGGUUCAGUGCCCCAGCCUGCCGGUGGUCAUGGAGGAGGAGGAGGGUGGUGUCGACCAAAGAGGGGUGAUCACAGAGGCCUUUGCCGGGGACGACGUGGUUGCUGACUUCCGCCGGGAGAAGCGCAAGGCAGAGGAGGCUGGGAAGCCGCAGCCGGUGAACCUGGUGCUGCCGGGCUGGGGCGAGUGGGGAGGCACGGGCCUGAAGCCCAGCACCAAGAAAAUAAAACGGUUCCUGCUCAAGCCGCCCCCGGCGCCUCCCAGGAAGGACCGGCACUUGCCCCACGUCAUCAUAAGUGAGAAGCGCAACAUCCACGCGGCAGCACAUCAGGUCAGCGAGCUGCCCUUCCCAUUUGAGAGGCACCAGCAGUUUGAGCAGAGCAUCCGGAUGCCCGUGGGCCCCACGUGGAACACGCAGCGUGCCUUCCAGAAGCUGACCGCCCCCCGCGUCGUUACCCGAGCGGGCCAUAUCAUCCAGCCCAUCUCUGCCGAGGAUGUCCCCGACAUGACCACCGCAGCUGGCAGCGGAGCCAAGCCAGCGCUAGAAAUUGCGCCCAAGCGGCAAGAGCAGCCCCUUCGCCGCCCGCGCAAGAGAGCGCGAUAG
Molecule: messenger RNA, 2325 nt
Organism: Nipponia nippon (crested ibis)
Lineage: Eukaryota; Metazoa; Chordata; Aves; Pelecaniformes; Threskiornithidae
Source: RefSeq, a predicted model, not a curated record